This is a messenger RNA of Mytilus californianus (California mussel), 3940 nucleotides long. Its product is annotated as phospholipid scramblase 1-like. Bases 123 to 947 code for a protein of 274 amino acids. Gene Ontology annotation, biological process: plasma membrane phospholipid scrambling. The transcript is spliced from 10 exons. Lineage: Eukaryota; Metazoa; Mollusca; Bivalvia; Mytilida; Mytilidae. Gene Ontology annotation, cellular component: plasma membrane. The record is from RefSeq and is a predicted model, not a curated record. Gene Ontology annotation, molecular function: phospholipid scramblase activity.
AGGUAAUACAAUGGAAAUCCAAUAAUUCGCAUUUGGUUUCUAACGUAAACAGCGGUAAAUAGCUACAAUAAAUGACUUUACGGUACAGGUAAAAAGGGCGACACAUAAAGGUUGUUUAUAAAAUGUCUCAACAAAAUAAAGUAAAUCCUGUGGAUGGACAACCGCCAGCCUAUGGAAUGCAACCAGGCUAUGGAAACCAACCUGGCCCUCCACCAGGUUUAGCGAACGUUCAACAGCAAUGGGCUCCAGCUGUACAAAGUAUGCCAGGAUGUCCUCCAGGUUUAGAAUACCUGACAACAUUAGAUCAAGUUUUAAUCAAACAACAAAUUGAGCUUUUAGAAGCAUUUACAGGCUGGGAACAAAACAACAAAUACAAAAUAAUGAACAAUCAAGGACAACAGGUUUAUUUUGCAGCGGAAGAUACAGACAUGUGUAUGAGACAAUGUUGUGGGCCUCAAAGAAGUUUUGUGAUACACAUCACAGACAACAUGAAUCAGGAAGUUAUUCGUCUGUCAAGGGACUUUAAAUGUUGUGCAGGAUGUUGCUGGUGUGCAAACGCUGAGGCAUGCGCACACGAGGUAAUGAUAGAAGCUCCUGUUGGACAGGUAGUUGGAUACGCAAGACAAGAGUACAGUAGUUGGUCGCCGAAUUUCACGUUGAGAGAUGCUGAACGAAAUCCAAUUUUAAGAAUUCAUGGUCCAUGUUGUGUUCUCAAUAUGCCAUGCUGUGAAGAUACAUUUAAUGUAUGGUCAAAUGAUGACACAAAAGAAGUUGGAACAAUCUGCAAACAAAGAGGUUUACAAGAAUUUUUUGUGGAUGCUAACACAUUUGGAGCAACAUUUCCACAAGACCUUGAUGUGAAGGUGAAAGCAGCAAUGCUUGGAGCAGUAUUUUUAAUUGACUUCAUGUACUUUGAAAAAUCAUCAGGAGGGGGCGCAGGCUAUUGAACUUAUAUACCUAUGUGUUACAGAAGAAGAAUAUAGGAACUCUUCAAAAACAUCUUAGCAUUAUAUAUUUUUACGGUAUCAUUAUCUUCCAUUUCUAGUCUGACUUGUUAUCUUCGUGAUUUUUGUUUUACAACGGACUUAGUUGUAAAAUUGUUACCAGUGAAUGGUUUUAAUUUGCAGUCAUUCCUAGUAUACUUAAUGUACAAUUUUUUUAUUUAAAGCAGAUCAAUUGAUCUUAUUUCUAUUUUGUGCAUAAUUUCAAUAUUUUUAGUGCUGUGAAUUAUGAAGUUGCAAACGGUUUGUAUGUCAAACUUAUUUUUUUUACUCCUAAAUGACAAGGAACCAAUAUCAGUGGUGCCACCCGGUAAUUUUAUUUUGGGGAUAAAUAUUUGAACCAGCAGCUCAUUUACAAGACUUCCAUCUCUGGCAAUAUGUUUAUGAAUUUUAUGAAAUAUCUAAGUCUGAUAAAUAAUGUUAACGAAGAUUUUAGUGUCUCAUUAUAUGAACACAAAGCUAUAUAUUUCUACAAGAAAAUAAAAUAAACAUGUAUGUAUGUUCUCCUUUUUAAGAUUGCUUUAAACGGUACAAUUAUAAAUAUCGUUUAUCAGUUUUUCCGCGAUGGCUUUAUUUCGCGAUUUAUUGACGAAAUGGGAAUGUUAAAUUUUCGCUGUGUAUUAUUUUUGCAAAUUGAUAAAUUACUCGCAAUACACCACUGUAGUAUAUAUAGAUGUGAAGAUAACGUAAAUAACAUAAACUUUAUUGAUGGACAGAGUAUCGAUAACCAAUAAAUACGAGUAUUGGAAACAUUCGAGGAACGUAAAUUAUGUACAAUACUGCAUGCUUAAACUUGAAGGUUUGGAUCAUUUUUAUGAUAGUAUAACAAAACAUAUAUAAAAGCAUAUUAAUACAAAAAUCCAAGCAAAAGUGAUUUAUUUUAUAUAUUUUACAUUAUGGAUAAGCUAAUCUAAUUUUUAUGAAAACAGAAAUCAGAAUAAAUGUACACAUUCUUGUGAUCUGUCUAUCAUUACAAAAGACUGAAUAUAUAUUUUAUUUUAUUUAUCUUUAAAUGGAAAAGAGUUUACAUUAUUGAACUUGAAGACUUGAUAAUUAACUGUAUAAUGUAUCAAAGGUAAAAACAGUGAACAAUCUUAGAAUAUGGGGCAAAAUUGCAUUUUAUUUAGCUGCCUUGAACAAAGCGAAAUUUAAAGUAAAUAUAGUAUCUUAUAUAGAUUUUACUAGUGUAGAAGAUUGGAAUUUGACAUUUUUAACUUGAGAUAAACAAUUAAUAAUUGAAAAGUCCAGGGUUCGGGAACAUUAGGCCAUUCAAUGCACUAUAAGAUUGCUGAUCUAUCAGGAUCGUAAGACAAUGUUAAUUUUUUCUUUUAAGAAGCUAAAAAUUUAACCAAUUUUAGAUGAAGUAUUUACACAAACCAAGGUGGGCACAGGAAUUUUGGAUAUGAAAUAAUAAAAAAAAAACAGCCAAUGAAGAGCUGAGAAAAUUGAUAUCUUGUGAAUCAUAGAAAUGAAAAAAAACGUACGUUGAAAAUUAAAAAUCUGUCAGAAAUUGUUAACAUGUAGAACAUAGUAUAUGUAUGCAAAUUAAAGUCAACUUGUAUUCAGUGUCAAUUGUGCGUUCGUUACUUUGGUUGCACCUUUCUUUAUACAAGAAAAGACCACACUUGGACAGUCGAUUGAAAGUUAAAAUGAUAAUAAACGCAUCUUUUUUCAAUACUUAAGUCAUCAUUUUUAAUUGGUUCGUUGUUUAUUUUACCUCUAUGUCGUGUUUCAUCUUAUUAAUCUGGUUCUGUAUAAACUACUAAACCGUCAGAUUAAGUUCAUUAAUAUCGUUAAGUCAGGAAUUACAAGAAACGUAAGUGCGUAUUUCUCCACAAAUUACUAAAAAUAAGCUGUAACUAAUUUGUUUACUUCCAAGUCAAUAUAUGGAGACAAGUGCCAUGUUCUUGAAAAUGUAGAAGUGCUAGUCGAGUCAGUAUUGUAUACUAUAUGUGCCAUGAGUUAACCUAACGUCUGUAAAUAGUAUUGUUUUCAUCAUUUAUGAUAUGCAUUUUUUCAUGUAAGCAAACAACAAAGAGAUAAGAUAGACAUUUAUAUAUUUUGAAUUCUAUUUUUAACUAAAUAUUUCACUAUUAAAACAUAAAAAAUCUAACAAGCCCUGUAUAAAACCGAAUCACUAUUAUUAUAACAAACGUUGUCUCAUAGCUGGAAUUGCAAGAAUUUCCCAAAAAGAGAUAUUUAGUGUAAUGAAAUGGAAUUGACAUGAAGGAACUAUAACGUAAAAGUACGAGGACUAUCUUGAUUCGUCGUCUGGUCUCUAAUUGUAACAAACCUCUGUAAAUCAAAUAUACAAUAUAUAACGUAGACGUUGUAAUACCAUUUGAUCUAAUAUUGCAUAACAUUGUUGUCAAUGAACAACGGUGUACACUACUUAAGUUUUACAAUAAAGCAGUAUUUGUUGACUUGAAAAAACUUUUUAUUUGGAAAUAUGGGAAUAUCGAACAUACCAACAGCCGUAUGGUAAAAUAAAACAAUAUGAAUAUUAGAAAUGAGAUAUCAAUAUAGAUAAGAAACAUGGCAUGUCCUUAAUAACUACUACCAUGAAAAGUGCGUGACUAAAACAGACUAUGAGGAUUAUUUAAUAUUUAUUACACUAAUUAUAUUUUCCUUUAACAACAAAGACAUACACUAAAAGUCGGAAUAAAAACAAUCUAAUGAAAUAUAUUAUAGAAAUGUAUAUUUACAUGACAUGUACAUUAUUUAAUCCAGUUAUAUCAUUUUUAAAUUGUGAAUAUUAAGAUGUAGCAUUGUAGUAUGUGUACCUUUUGUAGAAGUAUUUUUUUAUUAAUCAGGAAAAAAUUUGAAAAUGAACAUAAAUUACAAUUUUUCUUUGUGUAUUGUUGAAUUGUGCUCUUAACAUCUGUGAUAAAUUUAUAGUAUCUUUACAUGUUUUUCUAAAUAAAUAUUUUCCUUUUUUA